Messenger RNA from Eubalaena glacialis (North Atlantic right whale), 1043 nucleotides. RefSeq lists its product as uncharacterized. NCBI's taxonomy places the organism in Eukaryota, Metazoa, Chordata, Mammalia, Artiodactyla, Balaenidae. The coding region runs from base 1 to 660 and encodes 219 amino acids. The transcript has 6 exons. The record is from RefSeq and is a predicted model, not a curated record.
AUGACACCAGCUAGAGAUACACGGUCGACGCAGUUCCAUUUCCUGGAGACUGAAAGUGAAAGACACUCGUGGAUUCCGAGUCGCUCGCGGGUAGCGAGACCCCGGGUCCGCGUGGACUCAGGCACCCGCGGCUCGGAGGCCUCCCCAGAGGCCAGAGAGCCGGUAGACCGGCGUGCGUGCGUGCGUGCGUGCGUGCGGGCGGGCGGGCGGGCGGAGGUGGGCGGCCCGCGCCAGGGCCACGCGUUUCCGGUCCCCCGCCUUCCCAGGACAAGUGCUCCCCGAGUACCGGCGGCACGGAGUGGCGGGUGUGGGGCAGGGGCCCGGAGCGGGGAUGCCGCGUCGGGGCGGAGGCGGUGCUCCCUCCGCGUAGGUCCCCAAGACCCCACCGGCCGCCGCUCUCAUGGCGAUUCUCAGCUCCGCCUGCACGUUAGGAUGAACUGGAGCGCUUUUCAACUCCGCAGAGCUGGACGCUGCCACCGGAAAGGCUCAGCUGGUGCGCGGUGGAGCCGGAGAAUUCCUGUUUUUCAGAGCUUCCCGGGUGAUUCCCGCCGCCAGCCACCGGCUCCAUUAUGGCUCAGCAUGGCACUGCCCCCAGCCCACAGACUGAAGCAGAUACCUAAUCACAAUUGCUACCUUACCACGACCUUCUUAUCUCAUUGAGGACUCUGAGAGAAGUCUGACUACUCCGAGACCACCAUGUGGUGAGGGAUGUCCAGCCAGACCCAGAUGUUCCAGCCUUCGCAGACCAGGCCCCUGACAUAGGAGUGAAGAAGCCACUGUGGACAUUCCAGCCUCAGGAGACGUGACAUGGAGAGGAACCGAGGACCCCAGCCGACAGCCAGAACAGACACUCCAGCUGUGUGGCCCUGUGUGAGCCAUCUUUGCCAUGUCCCGUUGCUAGAUCCACUCCCGCUGAGGCCCCAGCUGUCCUGGAAAAGGGAUGAGCAGUCCCCACUGUGCCCUGCCUCACCCAUAAAAUUGUGUAAAUUUAAAAAUGCUGCAGGGGAACAGAAACUAGAAGCAGAGGCACAAAAGAGAAUAGA